This is a messenger RNA of Saprolegnia parasitica CBS 223.65, 354 nucleotides long. RefSeq lists its product as hypothetical. NCBI's taxonomy places the organism in Eukaryota, Oomycota, Saprolegniomycetes, Saprolegniales, Saprolegniaceae. The transcript has a single exon. The coding region runs from base 1 to 354 and encodes 117 amino acids. The record is from RefSeq and is a predicted model, not a curated record.
AUGGCGUGCAUGUCGUGCGAUGCACUGCGCAGCGCGUUGAUGCAAUCCAAGACCGCGCUGGCGGCGACAACAUCCGAACUCGCGGCGCUUCGGGUCCACACCGAGCAGAGUGUGCCGGAUCUGGGGACCUACCGCGUGUACAUCGUCCACGCCCGCAGCCAAGUGCGCGCGUUGCAAGCGCAGCUCGACGCGGAGCGCGCGCUCUCGGACGAGUUGCGUCGCGAGCUCCUUACGUACAAAACGGCUUCGUUGGCGCCGAUCGAGAUGCGCCCACUGCACGACUCGUUGCUUUCGUCCGUCUCGGCACUCGAAACCACAAUUGCCUCGUUGGCGACGUUCCAUGAUCACCAAUGA